AUGUGGGCCUUUGGGCUACGACGGCAAAGCCACACAGAGCUGGCAAUCACCAGGCAAGGCUUGCCACUGGCCAGUUUGCAGGAGCAGAUGAUCUCUGGAAAUCAACAACUGGUUCUCGGCAAUAAUCACAACAAAAUCAAAUUCAACAGAGCAUGGACAAGAUGCCGAGAGACAACACAGGAUGACAAAACUCUUAGCAGUGGAGGAUCUGGCGAGUUAGACACUGUGAAGGGUGCAGUGUUGGACAGUAGCAGUGGAGGAUCUGGUCAGUUAGACACUGUGAAGGGUGCAGUGUUGGACAGUAGCAGUGGAGGAUCUGGCGAGUUAGACACUGUGAAGGGUGCAGUGUUGGACAGUAGCAGUGGAGGAUCUGGCGAGUUAGACACUGUGAAGGGUGCAGUGUUGGACAGUAGCAGUGGAGGAUUUGGUGAGUUAGACACUGCGAAGGGUGCAGUGUUGGAAAGUAGCAGUGGAGGAUCUGGCGAGUUAGACACUGUGAAGGGUGCAGUGAUGGACAGUGGCAGUGGAGGAUAUGGUGAGUUAGACACUGUGAAGAGUGCAGUGUUGGACAGUGGCAGUGGAGGAUUUGGUGAGUUAGACACUGUGAAGGGUGCAGUGUUGGAAAGUAGCAGUGGAGGAUCUGGUGAGUUAGACACUGUGAAGAGUGCAGUGUUGGACAGUCGCAGUGGAGGAUCUGGCGAGUUAGACACUGUGAAGAGUGCAGUGUUGGACAGUAGCAGUGGAGGAUAUGGUGAGUUAGACACUGUGAAGAGUGCAGUGUUGGACAGUAGCAGUGGAGGAUAUGGUGAGUUAGACACUGUGAAGAGUGCAGUGUUGGACAGUCGCAGUGGAGGAUCUGGCGAGUUAGACACUGUGAAGAGUGCAGUGUUGGACAGUCGCAGUGGAGGAUCUGACAAGUUAGACACUGUGAAGAGUGCAGUGUUGGACAGUCGCAGUGGAGGAUCUGGCGAGUUAGACACUGUGAAGAGUGCAGUGAUGGACAGUGGCAGUGGAGGGACAAGAGUGAUG
Molecule: messenger RNA, 1029 nt
Organism: Procambarus clarkii (red swamp crayfish)
Lineage: Eukaryota; Metazoa; Arthropoda; Malacostraca; Decapoda; Cambaridae
Source: RefSeq, a predicted model, not a curated record